Capsaspora owczarzaki ATCC 30864 is the source of this 1606-nucleotide messenger RNA. RefSeq names its product 1-acylglycerol-3-phosphate O-acyltransferase. Bases 95 to 1471 code for a protein of 458 amino acids. Gene Ontology annotation, molecular function: acyltransferase activity. Gene Ontology annotation, cellular component: endomembrane system. The transcript is spliced from 3 exons. The record is from RefSeq and is a predicted model, not a curated record. Lineage: Eukaryota; Filasterea; Ministeriida; Capsasporidae.
AACAACAACAACAACAACAACAACAACAACAACAACAACAACAACAACAGUGUGCAAAACAGUUGCCCUUGCCACAGGUCGAUCAAUACAUACGAUGCGCCUCGUCUCAACAAACACCGGAACAAUACGAAGUUUCUCAUUCAUCAUUCUUUCCCUUCCUUUUCUUUUUUUUCUGAGAUUUUUUCACAACCGUUUCUCAAUGGCUGCGCUUCUGAGACACAUUGGCGGAACGGUCGUCGGUGCCGCUCCGCUGGCUGUGGCGUUCGCGUGCGCGCCGUCUUUCACCAUGCUGUGGAGUGUGAUGCGCGUUGCCACUGCGCCGCUGCCCAUCCGCGUGUUUGAGCGCUGCGAUGUCGUCCUGUACGAUCUGUACCAGUCCUUCGUCUCGUUCUUCUACGAGCACUGGGCUGGCGUGCGCCUCGUCUUCCACGGCGAUGUCCUCCCAAGCAGCGCCCAGGCUGCCACGAUCGUCCCGCUCACGGCCGAUGGGACCAAGCCGCUCCUCGAAGUCCAAGCCCAUGGAGCGGCAGCCGUCGGCAAUGCUGGUGCUGCCUCUGCUGCUGCCACUGCGACUGCUGCAACUGGUGCUCCCGAGGCCGAAAACGUCCUGUACAUGUCCAACCACCAGUGCGCGGCGGACUGGGUGAUGGUCGACCUGAUCGCCUUGCGCCACGGGGCGCUGGGCCGCAUCCGAUACAUGAUGAAGCGCUCCCUCCGACUCCUCCCGCUCUACGGCUGGUACUUUGCCAUGCACAGCUGCGUGUUUGUCCGCAAAAACUGGAACCACGACCAGCGCGGUUUGCUCGUCGUGCUCGAUCGCUUCCGCUCGCGCAACAUGCCCAUCUGGCUCGUCGUCUUCCCCGAAGGCACCCGUUUCGAACCCACCCAGAAGCCCGCCAUUCUCGAGCGAUCCAAGCUGUACUGCGCCGAGCGUGGCUGGCCCCAGUUUGAACAGGUUUUGCCACCCCGCAUCAAUGGCUUCCGAGGCUGUGUGAAUGGUCUGCGCAACCACAUCGACGCAGUGUACGACGUCACCGUCAUGUACAGCACGUCCAACGAUCUGGCUUCUGGCCGGACGGUUCGCGAUCGCACUCCUAGCAUGCUUGAUUUGCUCGCUCGUCGGUACAAGCGCAUCGAUAUUCACAUUCGCCGCCAUCCUGUAGAGGCGCUCCCCAUGUCGGACGAAGGCAUUGAGCAAUGGCUUGUGGACAGAUUCCAAGAGAAGAACAACCGCAUCAAAUCCUUCCUCGAAAACGGCACCUUUGCCAUUCCGGAGGACGAGCAUGCCACGUUUGUGCUUCCUCAGCUGGUGCGCGAAGAGCGCGUGAAUCCUUGGCGCACCUUUUUCAAGAGCGUUCUGCUGGUGGCCACGCUGGUUCCGUUCGUUGCCCUUGAGAAAGGCCGCAAGAUUCUUUUCUACUUUUGCACGGUUGGUACGCUUGCGGGCAUGGCAGUUUCCUCGCGUUAUUGAUGGGCUGUCUAUGUAAGCGCAAUAAUAGUAUGCAUUCUUUUAGUUCUUUUUUUUUUUGUUUUUCCCCUCUCCCCGUCCUUUGAUCUUCGAGCUAAACAAUGUCAAAAGGGAGUCGAAAAAAAAACAUGAUAUCAC